ACCACCGCAUCCUCCACCGUUCUACGGCCUCCCCCAUCAGGCCAUCACCCAGACGGCUAAAAACACCAUGGCCUCGCAUCACGGCGGCCACAUCCCCUCCUACCUCGCCCCCGCCGCCGCCCUCCUCUUUGCCUUCAUAAUCGCGUUUCCAGCAUCCGGCGACCCCCUCGGACAGUUCUGCGGCAGCAGUGGCAACUUCACCGCGAACAGCACCUACCAGGCCAACAUCCGGCGCCUCUCCGCCACCCUCCCCAAGAACACCUCCUCCUCACCGACGCUCUUCGCCACCGACACCUUCGGAACCCUCCCGGACAUCGUCUACGCGCUCGCGUUCUGCCGCGGGGACACCAGCGCGGCCAACUGCAGCGAAUGCGUCGCCACGGCCUUCCUGGACGCGCAGCAGCGCUGCCCGUACAACCAGGAUGCCACCAUCUUCUACGACCCCUGCGCACUCCGCUUCUCUAACCAGAACUUCCUAUCCUCCACCAAUGGCGACAGCAGAUCACUCAUCCUUCUGAACAAUCAGAACAUGUCCGUACCGGCCAAGGUGUUCGACACCGCCGUGGGCGUCCUCGUGAACGCCACCGCCGAUUACGCGGCUGCGAAUUCCUCCAGGAGGUUCGGCACUGGAGAGGCGGGGUUCGAGACGGUCGACGAGGCUAAUCCAAAGAUUUACGGUCUGGCGCAGUGCACGCCGGACAUGGCACCGGCCGAUUGCCGGACCUGCCUCCAGGGUAUCAUCGCGAUGAUGCCGCAAUACUUCAGUGGGAGGAAGGGUGGCCGGAUUCAACAAUUGCGGUGCAAUUACAGGUAUGAGCUGUAUCGCUUCUUCAAUGGGCCUUCCCUGCUGCAGCUCCGGGCGCCAUCCGUGGGGUUGGCUCCAGCUCCAGCGCCGGCGAACGUGAAGCCACCGCUAGCCGGAGGAGGAAGCACAGGGAACGGAACAGCUAGAAUUUUAGCUAUUACACUGCCGAUAGUUGCUGCAGUACUGGCUGCUGUUGUAAUUUGUCUUUAUCUAUGGAGAAGGAAGAGCACACCCGCGCGAAAGACAUCACUAUCGUAUCCAACCAAUCCAGAGGACAUACAGAGCAUUGAUUCACUCAUUCUCGAUCUAUCAACUCUACGAGUCGCAACAGAUAACUUUGAUGAAAGGAAUAAACUUGGUGAAGGAGGGUUUGGUGUGGUUUAUAAGGGAAUCCUUCCUGACAAUGAAGAAAUAGCAGUUAAAAGGCUCUCUCAAAGUUCUCGCCAAGGGAUAGAGGAGCUGAAAAAUGAGCUUGUUUUGGUUGCUAAGCUUCAACACAAGAAUUUAGUGAGACUUCUUGGUGUUUGCUUGGAGGAACAAGAAAAGUUACUUGCGUAUGAAUACAUGCCCAACAAAAGCCUUGACACCAUUCUUUUUGAUCCUGAUAGGAGCAGUCAGCUAGAUUGGGGGAUGAGAUUUAGGAUAGUCAAUGGAAUUGCUCGAGGCUUACAAUAUCUUCAUGAAGAUUCUCAGCUGAAGAUAAUUCACCGGGACCUCAAAGCGAGCAACAUUCUUUUAGACUCUGACUUUAAUCCUAAGAUUUCAGAUUUUGGCUUAGCAAGGCUAUUUGGAAGUGACCAAUCCCAUGAUGUCACCAACCGUGUCGUCGGAACCUACGGAUACAUGGCCCCCGAGUAUGCUAUGCGUGGGAGUUACUCUAUCAAGUCGGACGUGUUUAGCUUCGGCGUCUUGAUUUUAGAGAUCGUUACUGGAAAAAGAAACAGCGUCGCAUAUGAUUCCGAGCAAGCUGUAGAUCUCUUAAGUUUGGUCUGGGAGCACUGGACGAUGGGAACAAUUGUAGAGAUCAUGGAUUCGUCCAUGACUAGCCAUUCUCCUGGAGACCAGAUGCUCAAGUGCAUGCACAUCGGACUUCUGUGUGUUCAAGAAGACCCAGCUGAUAGACCGAUGAUGUCGGUUGUGACUGUCAUGCUAAGCAGCAGCACUGUGUCUCUCCAAGCUCCAUCUAGGCCAGCAUUUUGCAUCCAAAAGAGUGACAUGAACUACUCAGGCAUGCACACGGAUCCAUAUCCAGGAGUUUCACACUCUACCAGCAGAUCACCUAUGUCACCAAACGAAGUUUCGAUUACUGAACUUGAGCCGAGAUAAGUCUGAGACUGAUGAUGUAUUCAUUAUAUAUGCCAUUAGGGAAAGACCCUACAUCAUAUGUAUAAUAAACUCGGCCCCCUUGGUGGUAGGAAUUUUAUUGAGCAAUGGCAUAAUACGCGAGUGUAAUUA
Molecule: messenger RNA, 2260 nt
Organism: Hordeum vulgare subsp. vulgare (domesticated barley)
Lineage: Eukaryota; Viridiplantae; Streptophyta; Magnoliopsida; Poales; Poaceae
Product: cysteine-rich receptor-like protein kinase 6
Exons: 7
Coding region: 68-2131 (687 amino acids)
Biological process (GO): protein phosphorylation
Molecular function (GO): ATP binding; protein kinase activity
Source: RefSeq, a predicted model, not a curated record